GCAGACAAAGUGGGAAUCGUUGAAGUCGAUUCCAUUCAAAACAACACAUGUUUGGGUAAAUAAAUAAAUCUGUGAUCUGGUCGUUAUCCUUGUGACUCAAUUUUGAAAAUAGAUUGAUUGGGGAUGGUGGAUGGACGAGAGAGUAAAUAAUCAAGAUUAAACUCACUAUUGAGAUUGACUACAAUUGGUAGUAAAUAAAAUUAUGAAUACCCUAAAACAACGACACAUAGAAGAUAGUUGUUAUUUCUGUGGGGGUGGCGACGAGGAUGGGAGGAGACCCUUUAGUGGAGUGGGUGGAAGUAUAAGCAUUCUGGAAACUUGGUCAUUCCGCUGUGUUGAAUCAAUUUCCUGCCUCUUUCGAAUUCCUGCCAACGAUCCAUUCCGUCAAAUCUUGAAGGAUGCCAAUUAUUGUUCAAAAUGCAUCCAAGUCGUUCGAGAUGUUGAUUUUACACUUCGUCUCUUUCGAAAAUUGCUUGGACGAUUAGAGGUAUUACAGAAGGACAUGUUGGACAAGGUGGCGCAGAAGGAGAUUAAUGAUUUUGGAGAAAAUUUGGAACGAGAAAUUUCUAAAUUGCUUCGGGAAGGAAGUGCUGAGGUUAAUGUUGGGAUUGAUCGGUUUAAGCAUUUACUAAAUUUGCAUUCCUUAAAUGAUUCUGAUAACGACGACACAAGACCAGUCCAACAUUCAAGCCGAGCUGUGAAACGAAAUAGAAAAUUUUCAAAUGCAGAUGACAACGUGAAAAUUGAAGAGGAAGAGAAAAACUACAUUAAUUUCAAUCAAGAAGAAGUUGAUUUACUAUUUAUGGAACAAGACCGGCUUAUUUUAUCAAUAGAGGACGACCACCAAGAAGACUUUGGAGUCCCUAAUCUUUCAGAGAAUUAUCAUAACGAUCAACCUUUUAAAUCUGAUGAUGAGAGUGAUGAUGAUUAUCAAAAUAGGCAUAGCAAUAAUAAGAGGGCUCAAACCCAGAAAAGUCUGAUAAAAGUCAAAAGAUUUCGGUGUUCCCUUUGUCCCGCAUUGUCCUUUGGAACUGACAUGGCCUUGAAUGGGCACAUGAGAGGUGUACACGAAUUUGACCCUCUCCCAUAUCAUUGUGACAAAUGUCCCAAAAAAUUCAAGCAGUUGAAAAGUCUGAAACGUCACACAGCCAGUAAAUGUAAACUUUUACUUAACACUGUUGAAAGUAGUGCCGAGCCUCGACCCAAAUCAGAACCUCAUCAUAUUUCGGACUCCAAGGUUGGAAAUCGACAAAGCCAACGCUCCUCUGCUCGUGUUGCAAACUUUGGAAUAAACAGAAUUACAGAAAAGGAGGACAAAGAUGAUGACACUACUAUUAAUUUACAUGGAAAUAACGAAUAUCCCUCUGAUAAAGAUGACGAUUACAGAGAAUCAGGAGAAGACGAGGAGGACAAUAAUGCUUCAGAUUUAUCUGAUAACUAUCGUAAAUCUCAUAAGGUUAGAAAGAACCGGGGUCAUACGGGCACAAAAAAAUUGCAGUGUCCCUUAUGUCCGGCCUCAUUUCUGUCAGACACCACUUUGAAAGGACAUCAACGUGGAGUUCAUGAAAAUGACCCUUUCCCAUUCCAUUGUACGAAGUGUCCCAAAAAAUUCAGGAUAUAUAAAAGUCUGAAUUCUCAUAGAAGUUUGAAAUGCCAAAAAGAAUUUCCCAACCCACCACCAAAUAUACCUUGUCCCUCUUGUUCCAAAAUGUUUUGUACAAAUUCCACCCUCAAGAAGCACACGAAGCAGUUUCACUCCCAAUUAUACUGCAGUUUCUGCACCUUAAAUUUCUCAACUUUAGAAGAGGUCAGGGUCCACGAGAAACUCCAUGAAAAUUGUGACCAACCAUUCAAAUGCGUCCUCUGUGAGGCGUUGUUCUCCAAUUCGUUGAAGUUAAACGAUCAUGUCGCAUUAUCCCAUGCCAACAACAGAUUCGUUUGUGACAUCUGUGGAGUCAAGUUUGUCACAGAAAAAUCGCUUCAGAGACAUCAGCAAACUCACAGCGAAUCCUACGUCGGACAUAAGUGUGAAGUAUGUGGACAUGUAUUCCAAAGCGCGUCGGUCUUAAAACAACACAUGAAUAAGCACUCAGCCACAAAAAACUUUACGUGCGAAAUUUGUGGGGCCGGUUUCAAGUAUCCUUCUGGGCUAAAAGUGCAUAGGAUAAGUCAUGAACCGAAGGCAGAGCUUCCGUAUGUAUGUAAAAUAUGUGGUAAAACUUUCGCCUGUAAACAGUUCCUCCUGAAACAUGAAGAAGUCCAUGCCAUCAUUUUGUCCUACGAAUGCCCAACGUGCGGUAAGAAAUUCAAAGCGACGAACAACUUGCGACAACAUGUCUUGACUCAUGAGCCGAAGGAUCCACUUAGAAAGAAAAAAGUCAGGAAGAGUGGUCAGCGGAGAGGGAGAGAGAUAAUUAGGAUGGAUGAUGAAUUAGAAAAUGACCUCGAAGACGCACCUGUAAUUGAGGUAACAAGUGGUGGAGAAAGAGUAGUUAGUUAUUUUAUAAACUAUCCUCUUUUGUAGAGCGGAAAGGGUGGAAAGUUUUAAUAAAAUAUAAUGAGAUUAAAGCUGUAAUAAGAAUUA
Molecule: messenger RNA, 2584 nt
Organism: Folsomia candida
Lineage: Eukaryota; Metazoa; Arthropoda; Collembola; Entomobryomorpha; Isotomidae
Product: zinc finger protein 708
Exons: 6
Coding region: 203-2524 (773 amino acids)
Biological process (GO): regulation of transcription by RNA polymerase II
Molecular function (GO): DNA-binding transcription factor activity; RNA polymerase II cis-regulatory region sequence-specific DNA binding
Source: RefSeq, a predicted model, not a curated record